This is a messenger RNA of Eremothecium sinecaudum, 423 nucleotides long. RefSeq names its product Vps55p (gene VPS55). Bases 1 to 423 code for a protein of 140 amino acids. Gene Ontology annotation, cellular component: endosome; Vps55/Vps68 complex. The transcript is spliced from 2 exons. Lineage: Eukaryota; Fungi; Ascomycota; Saccharomycetes; Saccharomycetales; Saccharomycetaceae. The record is from RefSeq and is a predicted model, not a curated record. Gene Ontology annotation, biological process: late endosome to vacuole transport via multivesicular body sorting pathway.
AUGGAUGUGUUCUUUACUCCAAUAAACAAAAUAAUAUGCCUCAGUGGAGUGCUUGCAUUAGGAUCUCUUUUCGUAAUCCUUGCUUGCGCUCUAUACCAGAACUAUUAUCCGCUAAUUGACGUUUUGGUUUUUGUUCUUGCCCCCUUACCAUAUGCUAUAUUUGGGAAGUCGAGGUUGAGCGGCCAGGUGUUUAUGAAUGAUAGAGCCCAAAGCGCUCAAGAUAUUGGUUUAUUCAUGACAGGUACACUAGUUGCAAGUGGUCUUAUUAUACCGUUGGUAUUCUAUCAUGCAACACUUAUUACAGAAACAAGUUGCAUAAUGACAAUUGUCGGAGGAUUUAUUAUAUAUGCAUCUAUAGUUGUCUUUACAUGGUUUUUUGGUGGUAAUUGGGAAGAAGACGAAGAUGCAUUAUUUAGCUACUAG